Molecule: messenger RNA, 3679 nt
Organism: Dermacentor albipictus
Lineage: Eukaryota; Metazoa; Arthropoda; Arachnida; Ixodida; Ixodidae
Source: RefSeq, a predicted model, not a curated record
GCGGGCACGAGCUAGGGCAGCCGGGCCUACGGAACCCACAUCUACCGAGUGCGAGCGUCCGUCAUCGAGACGAGGAGCGCCUCGGGUCGUCGCCUUGCGCGAGGCCCCAGGUCGGCCUGCUAACAUCUCGGAACCAGCUUCUACGCGUGAGGUUCGGGGUGACCGGGCGUCCGUCAUCGAAACGAGCGCCCUUGGGCCGUCGUCUUGCUCGAGACUUCGGACUGGACUGUUCCCGUCUACGGAGCUGUGGGACGCGUCCACCUUUUCCGACCCCGUGCUGCUGCGUCUGCUCUUCCAAGCCGGUCACCACGCUCCGGACUUCAACCCCAACCUCGAGACGAAAGUGGAAGAGGAGACGGCGAAUAUGCUUCGGAGGUUCACUGCACGGCACCACGCCAUUGUGAGACACGCCGUUGUCAGGUCCGGAGGGUGCGUCCUCCUUAUUCGAAGGAAUACAGGACUGUGACGGGACCUGUCCCAACCAUAUCGAGCUGCCUCAGCUGGGGGCGCGGCUGGGAAUGCUGGACAGUGGUCCUGAUGACCGCAACCGUUAUCAAGGCGUUCACCCUCCAUCGCGUGUGCAAUCUACUGGUCGAGGAAGCCAGAAAUGUAGAAGUGGAGAUCAGGCCAGGCUUUCUUUCCGAAGUUUUUUAUUGGAGAUUCGCUUUCAUCGCGGACAUAUGCCUGGCAGGUCUUCCCUACUACAAUGCCGACGAGAGCCUUCCGGUGCACGCAUUGUUAUUAUUCGAGUACCUACUAUUUUCUUCGUACUCACAACACCAGCAGCACAAGCUGAUGCUGCAAAGCAACAGUGGUCCGACGGGAUUCUUCAGAACUGCACGCGAGAGACUCAUCAGGCUCAGCGACUUUUUCGCAGACGUUCUCCUCAUAACUGGAUCGCUCAAGAAGAUCAUCGCAUUAUAUUUCAGCGAAAACAUUUUUUACCCAUUUUUUCUCAUGACAAUGCAUAUCAUUUUUGUUUGCUCGGAGGUGCUUGUGGCGUUGGUCCACAGCAUUUUUACUAUCACCACAAUGUGGUACCUGGCUUUUUAAGUAACACCUAUCCUUCCCACAGUUUCAAGCUGCUUGAGCUUUGGCAGAGGACGAGGUGCAUGGACGCUGAUUAUAUUAUUAACUGCUUGCAUCAAGGGCAUCUAUGUUAACCAGCUGGCUAACUUCUUGAUCAGUCGGGCUACACACGUGGCCGCAGACCUGCGGGACGAGUUCUCAUCGCAGUCAUCUGACCUGCGAUUUGCCCAAUUAGCUGACCUGGCGUUGGCGGCACUGCCUUUCGUCGACGCGAGAGAGCACUGUGUCCCUCAUGGCGGCUGCUUGGUGGUCUACCUGAUCAUCACCGUCCAUGUUAUUCGUCAGCAAAGAAAACUGCUGGCACAAGCACGACCCGUGGUCGCAGCGUGGUACCAACGGAUCUCAGACGUGCUGGUGCCCGGGAGCGACAUAAGCUCCUUCCUGUUGCUCCUUACUGGAGCAGCAAAGGAGCUGAUGGUGAUGUACUGCACGACGACUGAUUAUUACCCGGAUUCCGUAGUGCUGGCUCACUGCCUGUUUGUUUCCUUUGAAGUGGUGGUUGCGGCAGUCCACUCCCUGUUUUAUCUGACAACAAUGGUCUACUUUUAUAUAUAAGUGACGGGACCUGUCCCAACCAUAUCGAGCUGCCUCAGCUGGGGGCGCGGCUGGGAAUGCUGCACCGUGGUCCUGAUAAUCGCAACCGUUAUCCAGAGAAGUAAUCGCAACUGGUCGUAAGGAUUCUUCAGAACUGCACGCGAGAGACUCAUCAGGCUCAGCGACUUUUUCGCAGACGUUCUCCUCAUAACUGGAUCGCUCAAGAAGAUCAUCGCAUUAUAUUUCAGCGAAAACAUUUUUUACCCAUUUUUUCUCAUGACAAUGCAUAUCAUUUUUGUUUGCUCGGAGGUGCUUGUGGCGUUGGUCCACAGCAUUUUUACUAUCACCACAAUGUGGUACCUGGCUUUUUAAGUUACGGGACCUAUCCCCACUAUCUCGAGCUGCCUAAGCUGGGGGCGCGGCUGGGACUGCUGGACCGUGGUCCUGGUCGCUGCAACUGUUAUCAAGGCUUUCAACAUCCAUCGUCUCUGCAAUUUACUGGUGGAGAAAUCUAGAGAAGUGGAAAGCAACAUGAAGCCAGACUAUCUAUCAGAAUGCUUUUAUUUGAGGUUUUCCUUUCUUGCGCACUUAUGCCUGGCAGGGCUGCCUUACUUUAACGAAGAGGAGAGCUUGCCAGCGCAUGCCGCAUUAUUAGUCGACUACUUAAUAUUAUCGUGCCACGCCCAGCACCAGCAGCACAAGCUGAUGCUGCAGAGCAAGACUGGUCCCACGGCUUUCUCGGCGCCCGAAGUGGCUGCAGCUCGGAGCCGGCUCACGCAGCUGCAGGACUUCCAGGCCCAGCUGGAACAGACGUGGCGCGGCAUGCGCUGGAUCAUGGACGCCCUCUCGUUCGCGCGCGACCACUCGCUCAACGGGGGCCUCCCCAUGAGCGCCGUGUGGACGACGCCCGGCUCGACGGCGCCCUCUCCCACGUCGACGAGCCCUACGCGGCGGCGCCAGACGCAUCCGUCCAUCGUGUCUCCUUCGACGGUGUCCGCGCAGGCGCGGCGUGCCUCCCGCGUCGACGAUCUCAUCGACGCCAAGCUCUUCCUCACGGUGGGCGGUGUCAACGCCUCGGGAGGGUCAGGCGGCGCGUCCGUGGAGAUCAGGCGCUGCGCGUCGGCAUCUCGGUUGGUGCUGGAAAGGCCGCAGGACGACAUGGACGACAUCGAGGAGACGUCCUCGACCGAGGCGCGCGACGAUCCCACUGGCAACGUGUCGUUCGACAUCAACGACGAAGACGAAUAUAACGAGGAGAGCGCGGAAGACACCGUGAUGCCCACGGCGGCGCUGGCGCCCAGUGUCCUCAGGAUGUACGCCGCGUACGAGUCGGGUCUCCCGCCUGGCACUAGCAUCAAGCUCCACGUCACGCCGGAGACGACAGCCCGAGAAGUGGUCGAGCUCGUCGUGAAGCAGCUCAACACCGCCGUGGUCGCCAAGGCGGUGUUCUACAACGUGCCUGUUCUGCACCUGUGCUGUUCUACAACGAGGACCGCAUCCUGGUCACCACCGAGGAGACGCUACCCAUUUUGGACGUGGACGACUGCUACCCGGCCUCUUUCCAGACUGACUUCCACUGGCUCAUGAAGGCAAGAUGACCGGCAUUCUUUGUGCACCUAGCUCUGGAGCUCGUUAUAUAGGCACGCUGGGCAGGCGGGCUGCAUAUGUAGUCAGUAUGGUCGGGUAAGCAGGCUGCGCAGGUAGGAAGUCAGGCUGGCAGGCUGAGCAGGCAGGCUGCAUAUGCAGGCAGAAUGGUCAGGCAGGCAGACUGGUGAGAGAGGCUGCGCAGGUAGGAAGUCAGGCUGAGCAGGCAGCCAUGUUGUGCAGGCUGGCUGCACAUGUAGGCAGGCUGCGCAAGUAGGCAAUCAAGAUGGUCGGGUAGGCAGGCUAGUCAGGCAGGCUGCGCACGUAGUAAGUCAGGCAAUCAGGCAAGAUGGUCAGGAAGGCAGGCUGAGCAGGCAGCCAUGUGCAGGCUGGCUGCAGAUGUAGGCAGGCUGCGCAGGUAGGCAGUCAGGCUGAGCAGGCAGAUAUGUUGUGUAGGCAGGCAGAUUUAUUC